UCAGCUGCCACUGGUCAUCCUUUAUUUUCUGACACGUAACCUGCAUCUCACACAUUAGCACUGACAAAAUAAUUUUACCGUACAGUGAAACGUAAAUACCCGACCAAAAACCCGAAUCCGGGAAUGUGGGAUCUUUUCGCAUACCCACUUCACUUUUCAUCAUCAUGCACGGUCAAUACGUUUCUGAAUAUUGCCAAACUCUACUUAACUAAUACUUAUGUACACGUUGAGAGAUUCCGUCUGACAAAUUACGCACCAACUUUCUCCAUGUGAUCAUACUUUACAUAGAGUGGAAAUAUUUUAAUUCCUAUUUUUCUAACUUAUUUUCUAACUUAUUCCUUACUUAUCUUAAUCAAAGAUGGGCUGCACAAUGUCCAUCGAGGAGAAGGCUGCCGUUGCACGGUCCAACGAGAUUGAUAAGUAUUUGGCAGAAGAAGCUUUACGGUCAAGCAGAGAUUUUACUUUGCUACUUCUCGGUGGUGCAGAAUCAGGGAAAAAUACGAUAAUACAGCAAAUGAGAAUCAUAUACGGGGUAGGAUUCACCCAAGAAGAUUUAAACACGUAUCGCCCUCUCAUCUACAACAACACGAUUUAUUCAUUCAUAAGCAUUUUAAGAGCUAUGCCCAGUCUUGGGAUAAGUUUUCGCAACAAUGAGAGAGAAUUUGAUGCAAAGCUGGUGUUUGAUACCGCACAAAGGUUCCAUGACACGGAACCAUUUUCAGAAGAAUUGCUUCUCGCCAUGAAAAAACUCAGGGACGAUGCGGGGGUGCAGGAAUGUUUUUCAAAAUCGAACCAGUUUCAGAUAAACGAUUCUGCCCAAUAUUUUCUAGAUUAUUUGGAUAGAAUUGGGAUGUCCAACUAUGAGCCGACAGAACAAGAUAUUUUGCGCACCCAUGUCAGCAUUUGUGGAUUUAAUGAAAUCACCUUUCCCAUUGGAAACUUGAACUUUACAAUUUAUGAUAUUCCCAAUGUGCGUUGCGGAAGUAGGAGAAAAUGGAACCACAUUUUUGAGACAGCGACAGCCAUCAUGUUCUGCGUCGCGAUGUCGGAAUAUUAUCAGGUUUUAUACGAAGAUGAAACCACAAAUCGCAUGCAGAUGAGCUUGUCAUUGUUUGAUUCAAUUUGCAACAACAAGUGGUUCACAGACACGCCGAUCAUUCUAUUUCUGAAGAAGAUGGAUUUAUUCAAAGAGAAAAUUAAAAAGUCUCCUCUCACUCUAUGCUUCCCAGACUAUAAAGGUCGUGGCGACGAAAAUUCAGCGGUGGAUUAUAUCAUGACCCAAUUUGAUGUCAAGAAUAAGUCGACGACAAAAUCAAUAUAUUUCUACAAGACAUGUGCACUGGAUGGAUGGACUAUAAAAACUGCGUUUGAUGACAUUGUUAAGAAUCGUUUAUACGAGGGUUUCUGCACUUAUUAAAUGUGAAGGUAAAAUUGGGGAAAAAUGGUAUUCAUUAUUUCAAGUCAAAUUUGCAUAUUUUAUGUUACUGAAUUGUACCGCAGAAUUUAUUUAAGGUAUGGAAAUCAUUUAAGUUUGUAUUUUUUGAUAAUAUAAGUAUUUGGGUUGAUUUUAGUAAAUCUAUACUAAUUGUAAUAUUAAAUGUGAUAUAUAGUUAGUUAUAUACCUAUCUAUGAUUUUAUUAUGAACGCACAAAAUUUAUUUCCCAAGUAAAUUAUUAUUACUGAAUAAAUUGCUCCUUAUUGCCCUUCAA
This is a messenger RNA of Folsomia candida, 1709 nucleotides long. RefSeq names its product guanine nucleotide-binding protein G(o) subunit alpha. Bases 359 to 1417 code for a protein of 352 amino acids. The transcript is spliced from 7 exons. Gene Ontology annotation, biological process: adenylate cyclase-modulating G protein-coupled receptor signaling pathway. The record is from RefSeq and is a predicted model, not a curated record. Gene Ontology annotation, molecular function: GTP binding; G-protein beta/gamma-subunit complex binding; G protein-coupled receptor binding. Lineage: Eukaryota; Metazoa; Arthropoda; Collembola; Entomobryomorpha; Isotomidae. Gene Ontology annotation, cellular component: heterotrimeric G-protein complex.